Messenger RNA from Lachancea fermentati, 1194 nucleotides. The record is from the annotation of a GenBank genome assembly. Lineage: Eukaryota; Fungi; Ascomycota; Saccharomycetes; Saccharomycetales; Saccharomycetaceae.
AUGAGUGAACUUCAAAACGAACAAACAUUAUCAAUCCAGGAAGAAUAUGAUCUUUGGAAAUCUAAUGUGCCGCUAAUGUAUGAUUUUGUCAGCGAGACCAGGUUACUCUGGCCUUCCCUGACUAUGCAGUGGUUACCGAGCGAUGGACCUUCAGCUAAGCAACAAAUGAUCCUUGGUACCCAUACAUCCGGUUCCGAACAAAACUAUUUGAAAAUUGCAUCAAUCGAUUUGCCUAAGGAAGUUUCCGAUGGCAUAGACGUGCCCCUAGUUGAUGGUGGUGAGGAGGUGCAGCAGGCUGUUCAGUCGCGAAUCAAAAUUAAUAAAAAGAUACCACAUGAAGAGGAGGUUACGAGGGCUAGAUAUUCGCCAAAAAGUCCCAACAUAGUCGCAAGUAUAAAUGGUCACGGCAAAGUCUUCUUAUUUGACAUUACUGAGGACUCCGAAAAGGCCUUGCGAGCGGAGCUAUGCUUUCACAGGGAGAACGGGUAUGGUUUAGCUUUUAGUGGUUUGACUGCAGGCGAGUUGUUGUCAGGUUCUGAUGACGGAACCGUUGCACUGUGGGAUACCUGUGCUAUUAAGGUAUCCUCCCCGGUGAAAGUUAUUACUAGCCAUACUGAUAUUGUAAAUGAUUGUAAGUGGCACGAGUUUGAUGAGAAUCUGUUUGGGUCUGUGUCAGAAGAUAAGCAUCUCAUGAUUCAUGAUAAGAGACAAAAUGGACCUACAUGUAGUAUUGAACAAUCUGAGCCCUUCAAUACGAUAGCGUUUAGCAAGCAUUCUAGAAAUCUAUUCGCUGCAGCUGGUACGGACAGUUUAAUUUACUUGUUUGAUCUAAGAAACACGUCCAAGCCUUUGCAUAGCAUGUCAGGACAUCAAGAUUCGGUGACAAGCUUGGAGUUUUCGCCUCACCGUGAUGGUAUUCUGUGCUCUAGCGGGACAGAUAGAAGGGUAUUGUUAUGGAACCUUGACCAGAUCGGUGCUGAAAUUGCAUCUGAGGAUGCAGAUGAUGGUGUUUCUGAACUGAUGAUGAUGCAUGCGGGGCACAAAAGCGGAAUAAAUGACUUUUCUUUUAAUCCUAACAUUCCAUGGCUAAUGGGUAGCGCGGAGGAAGAAAACAUUGUCCACGUUUGGAAAGUAAGCGAGAAAAUUACUGAGCUUGGGCAUAUGAAGCAUUACGAUAUUAAUUCCUUGGAAUAA